Molecule: messenger RNA, 1673 nt
Organism: Camellia sinensis
Lineage: Eukaryota; Viridiplantae; Streptophyta; Magnoliopsida; Ericales; Theaceae
Source: RefSeq, a predicted model, not a curated record
AGUUGCGACAUUGGAGAUGUUGUUGGCUAUUGAACCAAUGCUCUCUAAUCAUGGACUUGAGUUAGCACCCGCUUUUCUCUCUAUCCAUCCAUCCUGUAUGUAACUUUACUAUAAAGGUCGAGUAGUGUUUCGUCUCAAUCAGACUCCGUUGAAUUCUCCUCCGUCUACAAUCCUCUCUCUCGCGAUUUCUCUUUCAUUCGAAUGGCGUCGGAUCUCGAAACUAGGGCUAAAGAGGCGUUCAUCGACGACCACUUUCAACUGGCCGUUGAACUCUACUCUCAAGCCAUCACUAUCAACCCUAGGAACGCCGAGCUCUUCGCUGACCGCGCUCAGGCCAACAUCAAACUCAGCAACUUCACUGAGGCUGUUUCUGAUGCAAACAAAGCAAUUGAGUUGGACCCUUCAAUCUCCAAAGCAUAUUUGCGUAAAGGCACUGCAUGUAUCAAGCUUGAAGAAUAUCAGACAGCUAAGGCUGCUCUGGAAGCAGGAGCUUCUUUGGCUCUCGGAGAUUUGAGAUUCACCAACUUGAUCAAAGAAUGUGAAGAGCGCAUUGCAGAGGAAAAUGGUGAGGUACCCAGUCAAUCGCUGGAUCAAACUUCAACUAGUGUUGCAGUUCCUUCUUCUGAGUUGAUGGAUAAAACUGUUGGAAUUACAAAAGUUGAUCUGCCGAUGGUGUCAAUCAAACCAAAAUACAGGCAUGAAUUUUACCAGAAACCAGAGGAAGUGGUUGUUACUGUAUUUGCAAAAGGUGUACCUGCUGAAAGUGUUUCGAUUGAAUUUGGUGAACAAAUAACUGUUACAUGCAAAAUAUAUUUUCAUCUCUCUUUCUUUCUCUUCUUUUGUUUGGGUUCAAAGCUUAGCGUCACCAUUGAUAUUCCUGGUGAAGAAGAUGCAUACACUUUUCAACCUCGGUUGUUUGGAAAGAUAGUACCCUCAAAAUGCAAGUACGAAGUUCUAUCUACAAAGAUUGAAAUCCGACUGGUAAAAGCUGAAGCUAUACAAUGGGCAUCUCUUGAAUUCAGCAAGGAAAGCACUAUUCCACAGAGGAUUAGUGUAUCAUCUGGUACUCAAAGACCUACUUACCCUUCCUCAAAACCAAGAAGAGUAGAUUGGGAUAAAUUGGAAGCUCAAGUGAAAAAAGAGGAGAAAGAAGAAAAGUUGGAUGGAGAUGCAGCUUUGAACAAAUUUUUCCGGGACAUAUAUCAAGAUGCUGAUGAGGACACAAGAAGAGCCAUGAGAAAAUCUUUUGUCGAGUCAAAUGGGACAGUGCUGUCCACAAACUGGAAUGAUGUGGGUUCCAAGGUGGUGGAAGGAAGCCCUCCAGAUGGUAUGGAGAUGAAGAAAUGGGAAUACUAAACUCUUGUUCUAUUUGGCUUCAUUGUAAUUUUGGUGUGAGGAUUCUGUUUGCUUUUGAAUUUGUCUAUAAUUUUAGGGGAAUCCAAAUAUUUUAUUUAAUACAUAAAACUGUUAUAUGCUGAAAUGACACAUCGGUGCUCCACGUUAGACUUGGCAUCAAGGCAUUGUUGAAUACGUCACUGAAUAGUGGAGAUAUCUAGUGUUUAUGGACAAUUUUUUUGGUUUUUCCUUCGAUGAAACGUUUUCCUUGUUUGAUGAACUUCUGUUGUUUCGUCUUCGACAAUUAAUUUAUUUAGAAGUUUGCCUUUUUCUGGUAG